Vicia villosa (hairy vetch) is the source of this 939-nucleotide messenger RNA. RefSeq lists its product as uncharacterized. The transcript has 2 exons. The record is from RefSeq and is a predicted model, not a curated record. Lineage: Eukaryota; Viridiplantae; Streptophyta; Magnoliopsida; Fabales; Fabaceae. The coding region runs from base 1 to 939 and encodes 312 amino acids.
AUGGCAAACAUCCCUAUUGGUCAUUCUCGCUACUUAUUAAGGUUGAACUACUCUGAUUCUUCUCACAAGCGUGACACAAGUUCUGUCUCAAAGAGUUUCAGAAUGUCUCAGCAAUCGUGUGAUGCAUCUCCCUUAUCUGACUCGGCAACACCAGACGAGUCCUCUAACCCUAAUAGGGUUCUGAAUGUUGUACCUUUAAGGACGAUUAGCAGUGACGAAGUAAAUGCCACAAAGCCUAAAAUGGCACAUGCAAGACGGCCCAAGGAGGGUAUUCGAAAAAAGGGCACCAAACCUUCUUCAUCUAAUACUAGAGAGGCACUUACUAAAGAAGGAACCAGAUAUGUCGAUAACUCAAUUGCCAAGAUUGUUACACGCAUUCUGAAGGAAAAUCAUCAAGUGCCUAAGAUAUCUGUCCCUCUUCAAACCAUAAUGCCUAAUCCUCUCAAGAACACCAGUAAGGCUGAAGUUGCUCACACUUAUGGUUGUGACCUAGCUGAAGAGGAGAUCAUUAAGAAUGGACAAGGAGGUGCUGAGAAUACCAAUGUUACUGAGGAUGUCAAUGACAUCAAAGAGAAUGAGCACACUAAGGUCAAUACUGAAACAGAAUCAAAGAGCACUGUCAAAGACCCUAUCAAGAAGAAGAGUACUUCAGUUGGUCCUAUCAAAAGCAGAGCUGUGGCUAAGAGUGCAGGGGUUGGUCCCUCAAAGUCUUGGAGCAAGGUUGUUCCAAAGAAAAGAAAGGAGAGGGAAAUUGUUGAAUCUGAGUCUGAUGUUGAAGUGGAUGUCCUUAACAUUCCAUCAAGGAAGAAGCCUAUAACAGGCAAGCUUACUGCAAGUAUUCCUGAAGUGCCUAUUGAUAAUGUGUCAUUCCACUAUGCCUCUAGUGCCAGCAGGUGGAAAUAUGUGCUCCAAAAGAGACCGGCUGUUGAAAGAGAGUAG